Molecule: messenger RNA, 4084 nt
Organism: Erinaceus europaeus (western European hedgehog)
Lineage: Eukaryota; Metazoa; Chordata; Mammalia; Eulipotyphla; Erinaceidae
Gene: DCAF5
Product: DDB1 and CUL4 associated factor 5
Exons: 9
Coding region: 268-3123 (951 amino acids)
Biological process (GO): negative regulation of fatty acid biosynthetic process
Cellular component (GO): cytoplasm; Cul4-RING E3 ubiquitin ligase complex
Molecular function (GO): protein binding
Source: RefSeq, a predicted model, not a curated record
AGGAGGUGCAGGAGGAGGGGGCCCCCGGGGAGCCGCGAACGCCGCCGAGCGUCUGCACACCUCGCUCCGUCUGCCGGGCUGGCUGGGGCGGCCCCGGGAGCCGCGGCGGGCGCGCGGGGCGGGCCGGGCGGGGAGCGAGCGCGGCGGCCGCGCGGGAGGCCGAGGGCGGGGCGGCGGCGCGAGCCAGCGAGCGAGCCAGCGAGCGGCGGCGGCCGUGGCGGCGGCGGCGGCGGCGGCGGCGGUGGCGGCGGCGGCGGCGGUUCCAGCAUGAAGAGGAGAGCUGGCCUGGGGGGCAGCAUGAGGUCAGUGGUGGGCUUCUUGUCCCAGCGGGGCUUGCAUGGGGACCCCCUGCUCACUCAGGACUUUCAGAGGAGACGCCUGCGGGGCUGCAGAAACCUCUACAAGAAGGACCUCCUCGGCCACUUCGGCUGUGUCAAUGCCAUUGAAUUCUCCAACAAUGGAGGCCAGUGGCUGGUCUCAGGAGGAGACGAUCGUCGGGUUCUGCUAUGGCACAUGGAACAAGCUAUUCACUCCAGAGUCAAGCCCAUACAGUUGAAGGGAGAACAUCACUCCAACAUUUUUUGCCUGGCUUUCAACAGUGGCAACACCAAAGUUUUCUCAGGAGGAAAUGAUGAACAAGUUAUUCUCCAUGAUGUGGAAAGCAGUGAGACCUUGGAUGUAUUUGCUCAUGAAGAUGCAGUAUAUGGCUUGUCAGUGAGCCCAGUGAAUGACAACAUUUUUGCCAGCUCCUCAGACGAUGGCCGAGUUCUCAUCUGGGACAUCCGGGAGUCUCCCCAUGGAGAACCCUUCUGCCUGGCAAACUACCCAUCAGCCUUUCACAGUGUCAUGUUUAACCCUGUGGAACCUCGGUUAUUGGCUACAGCCAACUCAAAGGAAGGAGUGGGACUCUGGGAUAUUCGAAAGCCUCAGAGUUCUCUCCUGCGUUAUGGUGGCAACCUAUCCCUGCAAAGUGCCAUGAGUGUGAGAUUCAACAGCAACGGAACCCAGCUCCUGGCCCUGAGGCGUCGCCUGCCCCCUGUGCUCUAUGAUAUCCACUCCCGCCUGCCUGUGUUCCAGUUUGACAAUCAGGGUUACUUCAACUCUUGCACCAUGAAAAGCUGCUGUUUUGCAGGAGAUCGUGACCAGUAUAUCCUUUCAGGCUCUGAUGACUUCAACCUAUACAUGUGGAGAAUUCCUGCAGAUCCAGAAGCUGGUGGCAUUGGCAGGGUGGUCAAUGGAGCCUUCAUGGUGCUGAAAGGGCAUCGGUCUAUUGUCAACCAGGUCCGAUUUAACCCUCAUACCUACAUGAUCUGCUCUUCUGGUGUAGAAAAGAUUAUCAAGAUCUGGAGCCCAUACAAGCAACCAGGAUGUACUGGAGACCUGGAUGGCAGGAUCGAGGACGACUCUCGCUGUCUCUACACCCACGAAGAGUAUAUCAGCCUAGUGCUGAACAGUGGAAGUGGUCUGUCCCACGACUAUGCCAACCAGUCAGUGCAGGAAGAUCCCCGGAUGAUGGCCUUCUUCGACUCUCUGGUGCGCCGUGAGAUCGAGGGCUGGAGCUCGGAUUCUGACAGCGACCUCAGCGAGAGCACGAUCCUCCAGCUGCACGCAGGGGUGAGCGAGCGCUCGGGCUACACCGACUCUGAGUCCUCAGCCUCGCUGCCGCGCUCCCCUCCACCCGCAGUGGAUGAGCCCGCUGACAGCUCCUUCCACUUGGGGCCCCUGCGGGUCACCACUGCCAGCAGCAGCAGCAGCGCAGUGGCCUCAGCCACACCGCCACCGCCCCCCACAUGUGAAGACACAGCCUCCCGCCAGCAACGCCUGUCUGCUCUCAGGCGCUACCAGGAUAAGCGCCUCUUGGCCCUUUCCAACGAGUCCGACUCUGAAGAGAACGCCUGUGAGGUUGAGCUGGACACAGACCUCUUCCCUAGGCCACGGUCUCCCAGCCCUGAAGAUGAGUCCAGCAGCUCCAGCAGCUCCAGCAGCUCUGAGGAGGAGGAGGAGCUGAAUGAGCGCCGAGCCUCCACCCGGCAGCGGAAUGCCAUGCGGCGCAGGCAGAAGACUCCCCGAGAGGAGAGGCCCAGUGUCCCCAUCAAGCCCCCCAGCGCCUACAUUGGGGAAGACAACUACGACUACCCCCAGAUCAAAGUGGACGACCUCUCCUCCUCUCCCACCUCCUCCCCUGAGCGGAGCAGUUCCACUCUGGACAUCCAGCCCAGCCGCACAUCACCGACUUCAGACAUAGAGUCAGUUGAGCGAAAGAUUUACAAAGCUUACAAGUGGCUGCGCUACUCCUAUAUCUCCUACUCAAAUAACAAAGAGGGAGAGAGCUCCCGUGUGUCUGGAGAGGCAGAUGAAGGCAGAGCGGGAACCAGCCAAAAGGACAACCCAGCCCCUUCUUCCAGUAAGGAAGCCUGUCUAAACAUGGCCCAGAGGAACCAGGACCUGCCCCCAGAAGGCCUCAGCAAGGACGCUGUGAAAGAAGGGACUUGUGUCAGAAAUCCUAGCACUGGCCCAGGCCAUGAGCACAAUAGCCACCCUUGGGCAGAGGCACCAGAGGAUACCUCUCAGGACACUAGCAAUAGUGGCUCAGUAGAACACUCUUUUGAAACCAAGAAGCUGAAUGGCAAGUCCCUGAGCAGGGCUCUGAGCAGCCGAGCUGAGGAGCAACCCUCUCCUCCUGUUCCCAAGGCAUCUGGCUCCACUCUUAGCGGUGGAUCUGGCAACUGUCCCAGGACCCAGUCUGAUGACAGUGAGGAGAGGAGCCUCGAAACCAUCUGUGCCAACCACAACAACGGACGACUACAUCCCCGGCCUCCUCACCCCCACAACAAUGGGCAGAACUUGGGAGAGCUAGAGGCAGUGGCCUACUCUCCCCCAGGACAUUCGGACUCUGACCAUGAUAACUUGCCCCUAGCGGGGACACUCCUGCACAAAGAUUGCUGUGGGUCUGAAAUGUCCUGUGAGACCCCCAGUGCUGGAACAAGAGAGGACCCCACUGACCCCCCAGAUACAGACCGCAACAGGGAUGUUCAUGGCCACAGCGGCCUCAAAAGGCAACGAGUUGAAUUGGAAGAUACAGAUUCAGAGAAUUCCUCCUCAGAGAAGAAAUUAAAAACAUGAUAAAUGCAAAGGGAAAACAAGAAGCUGCAACAAGCAGCUUUAUAAAUAAUAAUAAUAAUAAUAAUAAUAAUAAUUCCUGUUUAGUGAACACAGAGGAAAAGGAAAAAAUAAGUAUUAAAGGCACAUAAAACCAGGGCCUGUAAUUUUGUCUGAUGCUGCUCCCUUCUCUCCAACAAUGGGUCUGAAUGUUUCGCUGCCCUUUGACUUUUGCCAUGUUAAGGGGGGAGGGAGAGACCCAAGUGAUUCCUUUCUAGUGAGACUUGAGCAUAGCAUACUUGUGCUGAUUCUGUUAAAGCCUGUCCUUGUUGAGACGUUUGGCUUGGGUGUGUGUGUGUGUGUGUGUGUGUGUAUGCACGGGUGUGUGCACAUGCUCAUUGUCUCAUAGGCUUUUUUCAGUUCUCAGAAAGGACCUAUGGAUUUUUUUUUUUUUUUUUUUUUUUUGCUGUCUCACCCUGCUCACAUGCUAUAGGUGUUCUGGUCUUAAAGAUGAGUGCUUGCUAAAUCAGGUCCUAUGGCCAGUGAGUUGUGGCUUUAUGCUGAAAGAAUGGAGAAGAGAACUGGAAAACUCCUUUCUUAAAGAAAUCUUCGCAUUUCUUCUAAGUAACUCCUCUUCAUGGAGCAUUUGAUGAUCUAAUACAGACAUGCUAAAAAAUGUUGAUUGCUAAUGAGAGAUUAGAUGCUAAGUGCAGACCCAAGGACAUAGAUUCCCCCAAAAUGUCACUGAUUACAAAUUGAACAGUGCCACAACACACACUGUAUGGAGGCCAUAGCUGUGGGUAAUACUUUAACCAGCUAGGUGCUAGUCUUUAAGAUGCCAGAGGGCUAGCAAGCACUUUUUUUGGCCCCCAUGUAGUCACAUCUAGGCAUUUUGAAAGAAGGGAGAAAACAGCUCUCAAUACCUUUGUGCUCAAACUAGUAAAGUGGCUUGUGAUAGUGUGUUAAUAAAUAAGUUCAGUAAGGA